Molecule: messenger RNA, 2553 nt
Organism: Telopea speciosissima
Lineage: Eukaryota; Viridiplantae; Streptophyta; Magnoliopsida; Proteales; Proteaceae
Exons: 6
Coding region: 242-2269 (675 amino acids)
Source: RefSeq, a predicted model, not a curated record
CCAGAAUGAGCUGCUACAACCCCUAAAACCCUACUUCUAUCGUCAAUUAAUCUUUGCGAGUCCAUUUGAAUCCAUGGAGCCGUAUUUUCUGGGGGAGGAGAAGCUUCAGGUUGAUGUAGAAAUGGCGUCGUUUCCUCCGCCUUGAUUUGUUGAAACGAUUUAAAAUGGUAUCGGCACUGGUUUUCUUCUCCUGAUCCUUUGUUUAUUACUUAUUUUGAAUGUGCGGGCUUGUAUAUUUACAAUGGAUGCGGUGGAGUUGCCUUUUCCGGCUGUGGCUGUGUCGAAGCUUUUGACUGCCGAGGGUUUUAGUAGAGCUGGGGUUUCUACAGUUGAGGAAGCAAAUGCUCGGAAAGCUGACUCUGUUUCCAUUCUUGGAAGCUCUCCGAUUAACGGUUGCAUCUCUUCAUGUAGCCCUAAUGAUGUAAUGUGUGUUGGUAUCACGUCGGAACAAGAUUCAGUUUCUAGGCACAGGAAGGCUGAAGUUGGACUUGGUAGGGAUGAAAAGCAACAUUCGAAUUUUCAGGGUGAAAAAAUCAUUAAACUCUGUGGGAAUGUAAAUAGUUCUGUUGUCAUGUUGCCCAAGAGUGCUGGUAAACAGUGUACUCGAAAAGCAGGAAAAGUUCAGAGUACUAGCCCUUGCUCGAAGAGACAAAGAACGGAUCAAUUAGAAGAUACCAUAAACCAGAAUGGAACCGUUGAUAGCAAUGUUAUGUCUGAAAAGCUUGGAUCCGGUCAAGCAAAAUGCACCUUUGCUGAGAAAUCUAAGGUUGUGAAACAGAAGCAUGAUGCCAAACGUGUCAAGGCAAAGACUAAAUUGGAUCCUUUCUUUGCAAAGGCUGGUCUGUUGAGCUCUAGCUCAGCUAUAGGAGGGAAUAAUAUUCUAGGAAUAUAUGGUCUCAAGUCAGAUAUUCAUGAUGUUACAAAGCAUGUAGAUGAGCUGUCAUUGAAUGAACUCCUUGAUGGCAGUUACAAAUGUCCUAGUUUAUGCCAAGACAAAGGGAAGAAGGCAGCCAAUACAAAUGAUAACAUUCUGCACUCAGUCAGAAAGGCUUGUUCAAUUCUUCAGCGCAGGAGACCUGUGCAGUCUCAAAAUUCUUUUGAGCUCGAUAGUAGUUCCAACAAAAAAGCACCUACAUGGCUAGUGACUUCCGGUUCUUGUGGCACAAGCAUGAACUGUGAUAAAGUGGAUACCAACAUGACAGAUUUAUCUUCAUCCAGCAAGAUUCAGGCUUCUUGUGGCAACCCUGGAGCUUCUGUCAAUAUGAACAAUUCCUCAUUAUUUCAGCCUAAAGAUAUCUUGAAGCAGUUAGAACUACCACCAGCCAAAGGUUUGGAUUCCCUCCUGUUGGAAGUGGUCAAGCCAGCAGUGUCUUCAAGGAGUUCUAUAGAUCUACGUUCAGGCAAGCUAACGUCUAAGAGAGCUGGCUUGCCCCCUUUUUCUUGGUCGCAUUCUAUUGGUCUGCCUUGUAAAACCAAUGCUGACGUGGGCAAGAUGUGUACAACCAAAAGCACAUGUCAAGGUCGAUGGGUAAGGAUAGGAAGCGCUGUCAGCUCUCUCGGGGAUGCCUGUGGUUGUUUUUCAGACUUGGAUUUAUUGACUUAUGAUCACAGUUUAGUUCCUUCAAGGGGACUAAAGCUAGGUCUUCCUGAAGAUGAAAAAGUGCCCUUGGUGCAUAUCAAACCUCCUUGGCAUGAGCCAUCAUCAUCUACUGCAAGAUUUCAUCCAGCUUCUCAUAUUCCAGCAGAUGUACAUUCUCCAAGACUACUGGCUGCAGCUCAAAUACUCUGCGAGAUAGCAAAUGAUUUCUGGAAACGAAACCAAAGCAAUGGGAAGAUCAGAUGGCCCAAGAAACCAUCACAAAAGGCCAUGAAAGCCCGCAGGUCGAAGUAUUCAACAGGAAAAGCAGAAGUUCUGUCUGUGGCUGAAAAAUCAGUAACGGGAUCUGGUGAUCUGGCCAAGGUUGCUGACCAGAUAACACUGCCAAAGCCACCCAAGUUCCACAGAGCCGAUGAGAAAAAGGAUCUGGGGUACACCAAUAAUCUUGGAAGAGGAUUAAUAAAGUGCUCGGUACCAGCAUCAAGGAUAUCGUCUCCGAGUAAAUUAGAGAGGGACCAGGUUGCUGAUUCUAAGCUAUUGAACACAGACAUGGUAAAUCUACUAGGUACAAAGCCCUUUUCCACUCGAAUACUGGAGGAGUGCAACAGUCAUCAGAAGACAAGGAAACCACUGACAGUGGAUUGGGGAAGAGGAAGGUGCAAGAAAGAGUGAUUGGUAUUGUUUCCACUGUUAUGGCUUCCUCAUUCCUGGCAAUGCCUGUAUGUUAUUCAGAUUCCAAUCGGAAUCUGGCCCCUGUAUGUAUAUUAUCCUGCAAAUUGAAAGAGGUUUGAUGUUGUAACGUUGUUUCUGGGUGAGCUGAAGUUGAUGUUGUAACAAUAAAUUGGAGGUGUAGUGGUAAAGCUGGGCAUUUGGUUCUUUAAGAAGGUUGUAUAUUGGUCUUUGCCUUGUGUAGAGCAUUGGAUGAAGGCAAUAGAAUUCCAUUUCUCUUUCUGUCU